This is a messenger RNA of Trichoderma virens Gv29-8, 1812 nucleotides long. RefSeq lists its product as uncharacterized. The transcript has 2 exons. NCBI's taxonomy places the organism in Eukaryota, Fungi, Ascomycota, Sordariomycetes, Hypocreales, Hypocreaceae. Gene Ontology annotation, molecular function: oxidoreductase activity. The record is from RefSeq and is a predicted model, not a curated record. The coding region runs from base 1 to 1812 and encodes 603 amino acids.
AUGCCGUUCAAGAAGUCACAUACACACGGCCGCCAUGAAGGCGAGGUGGCUGUAUACAAAAUGCUCAAACUCCCCAUCAGCGGUGAUCCCACGAGCUCUGGUCUUCCCAUGAAUCAUGCCGUUCGUGCAAUGGAAUCACCUCUUGUGGCUCUGGGAACCCUCGACAACAAAGGUCAACCAUGGACGACUGUCUGGGGCGGAGAAAUCGGCUGCACAAGGCCGGUGGCAGAAGACGUGCUGAGAUUUGAUAGCAAAGUGGACACCCUCCACGACCCAGUCUUCAAAGCCUUAUUCGGAAGUGAUCAAACCAAGGCCGGUCAUGCAGUGCCUCCAAAUGGCGAGAAAAGAAAAAUGAUGGCAGCAUUAACCAUAGAUUUAGAAGGACAGGAUCGCGUCAAGCUUAUGGGCAACAUGCUUGCAGGCAUAGAAGGCAAAGACGGGAGAGUCAGGCUCGCCAUGGACAUAGAAGAGAGUCUUGGAAACUGUCCCAAAUACCUCAACAGAAAGGAGAUUGUACCGAACGAUGCCCAUCCUGUAUUGAUGCCACAGGGAUUACCGUUACCUCAAGAAGCUGUGGACUUGAUCGGCAAAGCAGACACAUUAUUCCUGUCAAGCACUAACGGAAAGUCGAUGGAUACGAAUAACAGAGGUGGCCCACCUGGCUUUGUGAGAAUUAUUCAGAAUGACGAAGAGGGAGUGGUACUGAUAUAUCCGGAAUGCGAGUUCUCCGGCAACAGAUUGUAUCAAAGCUUGGGAAAUCUCAAAGUAAACCCAAUGAUUGGCAUCGUCAUUCCUGACUUUAUAACCUCCGACGUCCUAUACCUUACAGGCUCUGCAACCAUCUUGGUAGGCAAGGACGCCUCCGAUUUGCUGAUUAGAACACAACUGGCCGUUAAAAUUAACGUCGCGGAUGUUAUAUUCGUGCGAUCUGGUCUUCCGUUUCGCGGAAUCCCGAUAGAGUACUCGCCGUAUAACCCUCCCCAGCGAUAUCUUGUCACCGAACAAAACGAGAGCGCUGCAAAAGCAUCGCACAGCAACAUCGACAUCUCUGCUAAUUUUUUGUCUCGAGAGACUAUCACACCAACAAUCAGCCGCUUCACAUUCAAGCUCUCCUCACAGAAGCCAAUUCCGAGCUGGCAUGCUGGGCAGUAUAUAGCAUUGGACUUUGCGCCACAGCUGUAUCAAGGAUGGUCUCACAUGAGAGAUCAUGAUCCACAGAGCUUGAACGAUGACUUUAUUCGAACUUUUACUGUUUCCAAUACCCCGCAAGAUACUGAGCUUCAAAUUACCGUCAAGAAGCACGGGCCUGCUACGAGGUUUCUUUGGAGGCAUAAAGCCGGCACUUCCUUGAAGCUGUCUGUAUUGGGGUUCGGCGGGCAAGAGUCUUUUCGUAUACCCAUUCAAGGGGCCUCGAAGAAAUCACCGCACUCUAUCUUUAUUGCAGCCGGGGUGGGCAUAACACCACUGCUUGCGCAAGCCCCAGCACUCCUCAGCGCGGAAUCGGAUGUCGACGUGCUCUGGAGUCUUCGUGGGGAAGACCUGAACUUGGCAGUAGAUUCGUUUAAAAGAAUUGACGGACUGGCAGCUAUCACAAAGCUUUUCAUCACAGGUGAUUACUUUGACAGUAAGCUGGCUCACGAGGUUCAAAGUUUAGGGUCAGAUAUCGCAUUUUGGCGAAUGGGUGAAGAUGAUCUCAAGGCGUUGAAGGGAGAGCAACGUAAAUUCUUCCUAUGUACCGGGCCAACGAUGCUGCAAGGGGUGAAAGAGUGGUUAACAGGAGAACAGGUUGUUUGGGAAGAUUUCGGGUAUUGA